Nipponia nippon (crested ibis) is the source of this 1371-nucleotide messenger RNA. NCBI's taxonomy places the organism in Eukaryota, Metazoa, Chordata, Aves, Pelecaniformes, Threskiornithidae. The record is from RefSeq and is a predicted model, not a curated record.
AAGAUGACAGUCUCAGGCUCCUGGUCUGCAGCACCAUGCUGGAUCCCAAGCCUCACUCUGCAAGUCGGAGGUGAAUCCAGGUGAAAGCCAGCUAUUGCAGUAGGUGUCAGGAUGACCAAAGCACGGCUCCUCCGUCUCUCUGUGGUGCUGGUCUCUAUCUUCAUGAUCCUCCUGAUCAUUGUAUACUGGGACAACGUGGGAACAGCUCACUUCUACCUGCAUACGUCCUUCUCCAGGCCUCAUUCCCCAGGAGCCAUCCCUGGUAUCGCAGCAGGUGAAGACUGGGAAGCCUUGCCAGAUGUGGAUGAAUUUUUGGCAAAGCUGCUUAGUUCGAGCCUGAAACAGAAUAGUUCUAUCCCCCGAAAGACAGAGCAGCUACUCGUCCAGGGCUCCAGCAAGCCUGUGGUGAGCAAUUUGGAGGAGAACGUGCGGGGCUAUGACUGGUCUACGCACAAUGACAGAAACAGCUUGGACCAAGAGAAACUGCAGAUAGAGAGGCAGAGAACGUUGCGGGAGUUUUGUGCCAAUUCCAGCUUCACCUUCCCCACCAAGGAGCGCUCCUUUGAUGACAUCCCAAACUAUGAGCUCAACCACCUGAUCGUGGAUGACCGCCAUGGCAUCAUCUACUGUUAUGUCCCCAAGGUGGCCUGUACCAACUGGAAACGGGUGAUGAUUGUGCUAAGUGAGAGCCUGCUAGACCAGGGGGUCCCAUACCGGAACCCUCUGGAUAUCCCCCGGGAACAUGUCCACAACACCAGCACCCACUUGACCUUCAACAAAUUCUGGCGCCGUUAUGGGAAGUUCUCCCGGCACCUCAUGAAGAUCAAGCUGAAGAAGUACACCAAGUUCCUCUUUGUAAGAGACCCUUUUGUCCGCCUCAUCUCUGCCUUUCGCAGCAAAUUUGAGCUGGAGAAUGAGGAGUUCUACCGGCGUUUUGCCAUCCCCAUGCUAAAGCUGUACUCCAACCAUACUAACCUUCCCACCUCCGUUAGUGAGGCCUUCGGGGCAGGCCUCAAAGUCUCCUUUUCUGACUUCAUCCAGUACUUACUGGAUCCCAGGACAGAGAAGAUGGCCCCCUUCAAUGAGCACUGGAGGCAGGUUUACCGUCUGUGCCAUCCGUGCCAGAUAGACUACGAUUUCAUCGGAAAGCUGGAGACGCUGGAUGAGGAUGCUGCUUAUCUAUUGCAGCUCCUCAAAGUGGACAGGCUGCUUCGCUUCCCUCCCAGCUACCGGAACAGGACUGCCAGCAGCUGGGAGGAUAACUGGUUUGCCAAAAUCCCACAGGCUUGGAGGCAGCAGCUCUACAAGCUUUAUGAAGCAGAUUUUGUACUCUUUGGCUACCCCAAGCCAGAAAACUUGCUUAAAGACUAA